AAUGAUGCCAAUGCAAGUCCACCAGAAGAACCUUCAGCAUCCGCUCGAAAAAUCGGUACACCAGAACCCCAGAGACGUGAAAACACAGAAGUAGAAGCGAUAGGUUUCCGUUUUAUUUAACUGGCAAUAUUAUCAACCAUUUUUAAAAUGUUGCCCUGUAAACAAUGCCAGCAGUUUAAUUUGGAACAGACUGAAAACAUUUCCAAACGUAAGGGUUGCACUUCAAGUUUAGUGCUGCAAUUGAAAAGGCUGUAAUUGGAAGGAAUUGCACUUCUGCAAAAAUAAAUUAUUUCUUUGAAGUGAACAGGAGAUUGGUUUAUGCGAAUGUGAUGAGAUCGGCUGGCUGUGGUGCUUAUCCGCUGAAAGGUUAUGCUUCACAUAACAAAGCUCUUCUAAAAGCUGCCAAAGAAGUUUGUCAUGAAACCUUGAGUGAUGCUGCCAGGGAAAUACAUGUGCUUAAAGAUAAGUCUGAAGAUGAAGUUGCUGACUGUGACAUUUCAUGUGAUGGUACUUCUCGUCGAUAA
This is a messenger RNA of Paramuricea clavata, 524 nucleotides long. NCBI's taxonomy places the organism in Eukaryota, Metazoa, Cnidaria, Anthozoa, Malacalcyonacea, Plexauridae. The record is from the annotation of a GenBank genome assembly.